Messenger RNA from Paramisgurnus dabryanus, 2095 nucleotides. RefSeq lists its product as uncharacterized. Gene Ontology annotation, cellular component: nucleus. Lineage: Eukaryota; Metazoa; Chordata; Actinopteri; Cypriniformes; Cobitidae. The record is from RefSeq and is a predicted model, not a curated record. Gene Ontology annotation, molecular function: cis-regulatory region sequence-specific DNA binding; DNA-binding transcription factor activity. Gene Ontology annotation, biological process: regulation of DNA-templated transcription.
GGACACAACGCAGACAGGAGCGUGAUAGUGUGCUAGUGUUUCUUUUUACAUAUUUCAACAUUAUUUGCGAAACUUUCAAUUUCUACGAGCUCGGAGUUGGAGGUUAAUUGUUGUAAAUUCAUACUUUACAGUCUGGUUCAACAGGUGAAUGUGUGGACCUGUACCCCGCAACUAAAAGACAGAUGGAGGAAAACACACAAGCACUGCCACUUAAUUCUCCUCUGCAUUCCCCUAGAAAUCAUUCAGAAAGUCUAUCUCUGUCCCUCUCUCUUACACAGCCUGCUGCUGUCCUCCAUGCUUCACUCCCUCUCUCCCCAACCACCCCUACCCAUUCUUUCCCACCCUCUUAUCUCCAGUCUUCAUCAACCCCUCAGGUAUCUGGAGGGUCACACUGCCUUAAUCCCACCACAGCAUCUGACCAGGAUGACCUGACCUGUCUUAGCUGGCUGCAUCAAAGAGGGAACCUUUUGCCCCUGCAGCCCAUGCCCAGAGUUACCAAUCUGCCGCAGCCAUUGCACACCUUUUCCACCCAGUCGGUGCCCCCCUGCCCCGCUAAGCCACCUUACUCUUUCAGUAGUCUCAUCUUCAUGGCAAUUGAAGACUCGCCAGAGAAACGACUCCCUGUGAAAGAUAUUUAUGAAUGGAUUGUCAACAACUUCCCCUAUUACAGAGAAGCUUCAAGUGGUUGGAGGAACUCUGUUCGACACAAUCUGUCCUUGAGCAAGAGCUUCCAACGAAUACAUCGUGACAAGAGUCAAUCCGUUGGAAAGGGCUCACUGUGGCGUGUCUGUCCGCAGUAUCGUCCGGCCCUUCUGGAGGUUCUUAGAAAAACACACUACUGCCAUCGUACCAACAGCAACUUGUUAAACAAUUCUGUUUUAUUGGAGGCAUCUAAUAAUGGGCAGAGCUGCAUUAGUGACACAUUGGAAAUAUCAGAUCUUGAAUCUCUCUCUUCAAACCCAUCCUGCUCUUUGACACCAGAUCAUGAAGAGUUGGUCCCAAUGGAGUCUGUAGACCUCACAGAAGUUUCAGGAGAGGAUUCAGAAAAAGAUCCAUUGGGAGACAGUGGUUACAUUGAGUUACACUAUUAUCAAUACCAGCAGUAUCAGUACUUGGUUCUUCCAGGAGAAACUGAGUUGGACCUGGAGACGGUUGAGAUACUGCAGCUUGAUGCAGAGGCACAGGAGGCUGCGGGGUCACUGCUUGAUCUUGCAGGAGGCAACCACUGACAUUGACAUAUGUGUGGUAUGUUCAAGCAAGGAGGGUUAAUGGGGAAAGGGCCCACUGUGGAAGCUCUUAAAAAACCUUGGCUUGAUGUGCUAUUGUCACUUUAUAACUGCCUGUAUUUUUAUUUACUGUCAUCAAAGGUGCAACACAAGCAAACCUAAAUAAUGUAGUGAUUUAAAAAAAAUUGACAGCACUGUGAGAAAUCAUGUGGGCUUAUUCUUGCUCUUUGUGUAUAUUUUUAACAAUGGAAAAAACCAUCUGCAAAAUGACAAAAUAUUUGUCAGAAAGAACAAACAUAUUUUUUUUAUGUCAUGUCUGAUAAGAAAAAAUGAAUGCACUUCCAUACCAUUGUUUAUUAUGUUUUCCAAUUUGAUCUAGGUCUUUAAAGGGGACAUACCAUGAAAAUCUGACUUUCCUUGUUUAAGUGCUAUAACCUAGAAAAUGUGAUAAAAAAACUUAGUUUUGGUAAACCAUUCUCAUCAAGCAUGUGAAAAUAAGGUCAUUGAAAUUUGGCUCCCCCUGUGAUGUCAGAAGGGGAUCAUCUUAUAAUAAUACCACUCCUUUAUCUGCACUAUCCAACCACGGCACUGCCAUUUGGUGCAGAGAUCAACUAAUUUGCAUUUUGAGCUAAAACUUCCCAUACGUACUCUGGGGACACCAAAGACUUAAAAAAGUCUUGUGAAAUGUCCCCUUUAAAGCUUUACUGUAUUCUGUAUUUAAAUUAAAGGGGUGAUGUUCUGAUGUGGUUUUUUAAGAUAAUUUUUUACAGUACAAUAUUCAACAUUUCCAAGUAUUAUUGAGAUACACUGCCAGCUGUAAUUUGGGUAUAUGGAAAAAAUAAUAGCUAAGUCUUAUUUCUUGUUGUGCA